Molecule: messenger RNA, 1155 nt
Organism: Schizophyllum commune H4-8
Lineage: Eukaryota; Fungi; Basidiomycota; Agaricomycetes; Agaricales; Schizophyllaceae
Product: TBC-domain-containing protein
Exons: 7
Coding region: 29-958 (309 amino acids)
Biological process (GO): activation of GTPase activity
Molecular function (GO): GTPase activator activity
Source: RefSeq, a predicted model, not a curated record
UGGGCCUUUGCUUCCGGCCGCCAUCAGGAUGUCGAGUUCGAGUGCGACGGCAGCCGCUUUCAACAAAAUCCUUAGCCAACCCAAGUUCUCCAGCAAGUCUUGCGCGUCUGGCGAGCCUGACGAUGGUACGAAAAAGCUGAGGCGUAUGAUCCUCGUCGAGGGGAUACCAUCACAGGCUGACCCUACACUCCGGCCGCGCAUAUGGAAGAUACUGCUUCGAGUCAACGAUCUUUCUGCGAACACCUUUCUGCGUUAUGUCUCCAGGGGACCAUGUGAAGUACGCGAGAAGAUACGAAAUGAUACGUUCCGAACUCUGGCGACAGACCGGGGUUUCAAGGAGCGAGUGCGUGAGGACAUGCUGGUGCGCUUAUUGGACGCAUUUGUCUGGCGGAGUCAAGAUCGAUCAGAGACGCAGACCCUGGGCUUCACGUAUGUCCAAGGCAUGAAUGUGCUGGCUGCGCCCUUCCUGUACACCAUGCCCUCGGAGCUUGAGGCGUUCUUCUGCUUCGCAAAGUUCAUCGAGGAGUCAUGCCCUCUCUACGUCCAGCCAACCUUAGAGGGCGUUCACAGAGGGUUGAAGCUGCUUGAUCGCUGCCUGAAAAUCGUUGAUCCCGAUUUGUUUGGCCAUUUGCGAUCCAAGAACCUCUCUGCCGAGAUAUACGCGUUUCCCUCUGUUCUGACGCUCUGCGCGUGCACGCCCCCGCUGGACCAGGUGCUCCAGCUCUGGGAUUUCCUGCUGGCUUUUGGGGUACAUCUGAAUGUGCUCUGUGUCAUCGCGCAGCUCCUGCUGAUGCGAGACGAGGUCAUGGCUUCUUCGAGUCCCAUGCGCCUUUUGCGAAUCUUCCCUCCGUUACAAGCUCAGCCAGUCAUUGGUAUCGCUGUAACGCUGGUGAGAGAUCUGCCAACGGACCUGUACGAUGAACUCGUGCGGCAUCCGUAUGAACUCGAAGGCGCCUGAUUGCAUGCCACCCUUUAUCGCUGUCGCCAUUGUUCUCCGCCCUGCUGUCGAUAACUUUAUUUAUCUGUUCCCUUUCGUAUUUCCACACUUCGCUCAUGGUCCGUGAACAGAAUUGCAUACAGAUGGAUACCUUUACUACUGUUACAAUGCACGUCGGAGAGAGUAGAUCACGAAGAGAUUGACUGUUCAUGCUCAAA